Mucor velutinosus is the source of this 954-nucleotide messenger RNA. RefSeq names its product 3-hydroxy-3-methylglutaryl-coenzyme A (HMG-CoA) reductase isozyme. Gene Ontology annotation, molecular function: ferrous iron binding; peptidyl-proline dioxygenase activity; L-ascorbic acid binding. The record is from RefSeq and is a predicted model, not a curated record. Gene Ontology annotation, biological process: cellular response to hypoxia. The transcript is spliced from 3 exons. NCBI's taxonomy places the organism in Eukaryota, Fungi, Mucoromycota, Mucoromycetes, Mucorales, Mucoraceae. The coding region runs from base 1 to 954 and encodes 317 amino acids.
AUGAAUCAUCCACAAGAAGACCACCUGUCAUUAGAAGAUCGCAUUUUGCGUAUGGCUGCUACGGAUGCUAGUGAUCUACCUGAUUUCCCAGAUGACAAGAGUGAUUUGCCUUCCGAUUUUGAAUACCAUCCUGAAGAGUACGAUCAAGAUGAAAUGGAGGUCGUCGAAGAGAUAGCAGAGAGUGAACUACUGAAAUACUUGGAUCAGCAAGAAAGUGGGCUCUCUGUGGCGCAAAGACUCUUUUACCAUGAACUCAAUACAACCGAGUAUCAGAGACACAGCGGUUCAUGGGAUCUGAAUUGCCUGUCACCUGAAGCUGUGGAAGAGCUGUAUAGCAAAGGAUGGACUGAAUUGGAGGGACAAUUGGACUUGGACACGUUGCGAGGUGCGCAUAAUGAAUCUCUGCAAUUAUUGGAACAAGGUCAAUUCACUCCUGCAAGCAAUUUUAGUGAAAAUGAUCCCUCCAGAGACACAGCUGCCAGAGAUGAUUCCAUUUUAUGGUUUGAUCCUGACAACCAAGCAGACCAUCAGAAAGGCAUUGUCGAUACACCUCCUUACUUUCAAAAGAUACUCGAGUUUAUCCAGGGCCCAUUGAUGCACGAUAUCAAGCAGAUGGUGCGUCUGAACGGCCGUACUGAAUACCAACUAGCCUACUUCCAUCCUGAAGGCGCUAGAUACGAACGUCAUCGCGAUGCACUGCCUACCGAUGAUCCAGCGGACCGACAUCAGAGACGCAUCACGGUGGUGUUCUACCUGAAUCCUGGCUGGAUCGCAGAGCAUGGAGGCGAGGUAAAGAUAUACAGUCGCCCUGAUGAUCAUGGGUUACCUGAAGGUGCAGAGAGAAUUGUGAAGCCCUUACUGGGCAGGAUUCUAUUGUUGCUGAGUGGUGCUGUGGAUCAUGAAAUCAUGCCUUGCAAGCAACCCAGAUUUGCUUUAACUGCGUGGAUGCGAUAG